AUUUCUCUCUUCUUUUUUCUCUGGCAUUCUUAGUGAUUUAUUAUAUAACUACUACAGUGAAAAGACUCUUUCUUCUUGUUGAAAGCUUGAAAAGGCUCCAUAACUACUCCUCCUCUCUUCUCUCUCUCUCUCUUUCUCCUUUUUUUUUCUUCUUUCUUUCUCCUUUAGUCAUGGAGAAGCAGCACCGUCGAGAAUUGAAGUUCUUGCGCUCUGGUGACUUCCUCCGGCCGAAUUCUGGUGUGCCUGAUCGUACGCUUGAUGAUUCUAGUGAUCAUGUUAAGCCAACCAUCAAGGAAAUGGAUUUCUUUUCUACUAACAGUCAACCACAUGAUCCUCUUCAAGAGAGCAAGAUUAAUAAUGGGUCAUCUUCCUUGUUUGAUUCCGGUGUAAACACUGGAUUAAAUCUUCUCAGUUCAAGCCCGAGAGUUUCAAGGACAACUAAUGAAGAGACACCCAAUUCUGAAAUGAGGGCUCUUAGAAUCGAGUUACAAAGGUUACACGAAGAGAAUCGGAGACUGAGAAGCAUGUUGGAUCAGAUUACCAAAAACUACAACGAACUACAAGGUCAACUGUUCAUGGCGGUGCAAAAACAGGCACAUGGAAAUCAAGGAGAACAGAAGGGUGCAGUUAAUGGCAUGUCAAGUCUCACAGAGUCAGUCCAACAAUUCAUGGACCCACGACCAUCGGCUGCCUUGGAUGUCAAUGCACCUUCGGCAUCUGACGACAAGACGCAGGAAUUGUCAGUAUCCCCAGUAAACACUAUGGAAGUCGUGUCAAAGGAACGCGACCAUCAAAUGACUCAAAUUCCAGGAAAGCACGUUUCUGUUGAAGAUGGUACUGAUCGAACGUCCCAAAGCUGGGGGUCGCCCAAGAGUCCAAAGGUAGAACAGUCAAAGAAUGAAGAGCAAGUCUCUGAAGUACCUUUCAGGAAGGCCAGGGUGUCGGUUCGAGCGAGAUCAGAAGCUCCCUUGAUAAGCGAUGGAUGUCAAUGGAGGAAGUAUGGUCAAAAGAUGGCCAAGGGAAACCCUUGUCCACGCGCCUACUACCGUUGCACCAUGGCUGUUGGCUGCCCAGUCCGUAAGCAGGUGCAAAGAUGCGCUGAGGAUAAAAGCAUUCUCAUAACAACAUAUGAAGGAAAUCACAAUCACCCUCUUCCACCAGCAGCCACAGCUAUGGCUAACACUACGUCAGCUGCAGCAGCCAUGCUACUAUCAGGUUCAACCACAAGCAAGGAUGGCCUAUCGAGUUCGGGCUACUUCCCUUCCUUACCUUAUGGAUCAACAAUGGCCACCCUGUCUGCCUCUGCGCCGUUUCCCACCAUAACCCUUGACUUAACUCAAGGCCCAAAUGCUGUUCCAUUCUUCCGUCCCCCGCCUUCCACAGCUACAUUUCCAUUACCGUUGCAAGGCUAUCCGCAGCUUUUAGGGCACUCUAUGUUCUCUCCUACCAAGUUAUCUGCAUUGCCUGUAACGCAGUUAGGGCAACGUCCUGCUUCUAUGGUUGACACAGUUACAGCAGCCAUUGCUUCUGAUCCGAAUUUCACCGCAGCCUUAGCUGCAGCUAUUUCGACAAUUAUGGGAGCACCACCGAGCAACAGUGGAAACACUAUUAACAAUGGUGGGAAUAGCAAUGCCUCCAAUAGGGUGCCUGGUCUUCCAGGAUCACCACAGCUUCCACAGUCUUGCACCACUUUCUCUACUAACUAGCUAGGGUGAUAAGCACUUUUGGGUCUUCGCAUUCUCAGGUUAUUUAUCACUUUUUUGCAUAACCUUUUGCUUGGUAAGUAGACAGUUUGAGAGAAGAACCCAUCUUUUUUAUGAUCAGAGCAGUAGAAUAUAUGGAGCAAGCUUUGACGUGCACGUAGAUGUUGUUACACCUGAUCCGGGUUAUAUGUAGAAGAAUUCAUCAUAGCGAACUCUUUUGAUCAACAACAGUGUACUGAUGGUUGGUGGUUCGGGCUUGCAGUUUGGUGUCGCUAUAGCCGUAAGAAAAGACUUUCAGAAUCUGAUCAUUACCGCCUUUCCUAAUCCAAUAUUUCUAUACUCUUCAUUGUAGAGAAUUAUGAUAUGUUGUCACAUGCAGUGUAAGCAUACUGAAAGCUUAGAGUGGGUUGUAAGAACGAAUUGGUGGACAAAAUUUUUAAGUAUUUCUUUUGUUGGAGAUGAUUUUGCUUUGUACAUAAUUAAAUAAGUAUGAAGGGAUAUACAUGUAUAGUGAAAGGGAUUUAUAUAACUUUUGCAGAAUUAUAUACUAGCAAUUAUUUGCUUGAGUUGAA
Molecule: messenger RNA, 2275 nt
Organism: Theobroma cacao (cacao)
Lineage: Eukaryota; Viridiplantae; Streptophyta; Magnoliopsida; Malvales; Malvaceae
Gene: WRKY47
Product: WRKY family transcription factor
Biological process (GO): regulation of DNA-templated transcription
Molecular function (GO): sequence-specific DNA binding; DNA-binding transcription factor activity
Source: RefSeq, a predicted model, not a curated record